AUGGCUGAUUUUGUCGACGAUGCCGUGCAGCAGCUUCUACAGCAGGCCGAGGAGCGCCUCAGCAGCGGCCGCAUAGUCGCGAAGCCGAAGCAAGCGCCGACAGAGUCCAAAACUGCGGCGACGACUGCUCGGCCAGUAGGGGGAGACGAUGCCAACGCAUUGUUGCCUCCUAAGCAGGAGAAGACAGAAGUCCGCGUGCCGCGACCUCCGGUAGCAGCAUCACAGCGGAAGGGUAAGAACACAGCAGGCGCCGAGUGGUUUGACCUCCCCAAAACCGACAUGACGCCAGAGUUCAAGCGAGAAUGGCAGCUGUUGCGUAUGCGAAACGUCCUAGACCCCAAGCACCAGAAAAAGGCCCUGCGGGCUGCCGCCCCCGAGUUCUCCCACGUCGGCAGGGUCGUGGCCAGCCCGUUUGAGCCGCGCAGCGCCAGGCUCGGCAGCCGCGAGAAGAAGAAGACGCUGCUGGAGAGCAUCAUGUCCGUGCACAACGACGCAAAGCUCGACUCCAAGUACUCGUCCGUCCAGGAGAAGAAGAGAGAAGGACGAAAGGCAUACUACAAAUCAGUCGUUGCCAAACGACGACGGAGAAACUGAGACGAUCCAGCCUACUUCCCUUUUCCAUUUCUUUUUCUUUUCUCUUUCAGAACGAUACCCCGGCCAUACUUCAGCGCCAAUU
This is a messenger RNA of Trichoderma reesei QM6a, 676 nucleotides long. RefSeq lists its product as uncharacterized. Gene Ontology annotation, molecular function: RNA binding. Gene Ontology annotation, cellular component: nucleolus. Gene Ontology annotation, biological process: RNA processing. The coding region runs from base 1 to 594 and encodes 197 amino acids. The record is from RefSeq and is a predicted model, not a curated record. NCBI's taxonomy places the organism in Eukaryota, Fungi, Ascomycota, Sordariomycetes, Hypocreales, Hypocreaceae. The transcript is spliced from 2 exons.